This is a messenger RNA of Venturia canescens, 1437 nucleotides long. Its product is annotated as DNA-directed RNA polymerase I subunit RPA49-like. The transcript is spliced from 5 exons. Bases 223 to 1368 code for a protein of 381 amino acids. Gene Ontology annotation, molecular function: DNA binding. NCBI's taxonomy places the organism in Eukaryota, Metazoa, Arthropoda, Insecta, Hymenoptera, Ichneumonidae. Gene Ontology annotation, biological process: transcription elongation by RNA polymerase I; DNA-templated transcription; RNA polymerase I preinitiation complex assembly. The record is from RefSeq and is a predicted model, not a curated record. Gene Ontology annotation, cellular component: RNA polymerase I complex.
UCUUCUUUACCGAUAACAUCUUCCAGAUUCCUUAUAAGAUUUAAUAUUUUUUACUAUUCACGCGACAGCGCUGUUGUAGAGAGCACAUGGCAGGACUGCUAGAAAAUUUGUGUUCGUAAUAUUUUAUAUAUUGUGCCACAAAAACACGUUGAACAGAAGUUGACGUUCGGUUUUUUCAAAAGUAUUUGUCAAUGCACUAUAUAAUAAGAUUUGGUGAUAGACAUGACUGAAUCCACCGAAGCAGUGAUCGAUGAGGUUAUUAUUCAACCGAGCAAAAUACAGCCAAUUAUCGUGAAUUUUCAAAAUGGAGCUCUCAAAGAUGAAGAAACAAGUCGUAUGGACUGUGGUGUUUAUUAUGACAAAAAGAAACAAAAUACCGUAUUGGCAAUGUCCAACGGACAAAUAGUAUAUAAAGGAUAUCGACCGGACUCUGAAAAAGAACUGACAUACACUAUGUUAGCGAUUCAUAGUAAAAGAACAGGAAAAAUAAAGCUGAUACAAGCAGAACGAUGGGAAGUUGCGCCAGUUCUAGAUAAGCAAGUACAAAUUGAUGAGACACUGAGUAACACAGAGAAAAUUGGUGCCUUGAACAAACAAUUUGGAUCAAAGAAAAUCAAAAGAAGAACAGAACUUCAUGAAAGAUUAAGGAUCAACAUUUCAUCGGCGCAAGAACAACUAGAAAAAAGUGUAGCCGAUAUUGAAAUCGAUAGAGCGGAUUUGAGUGUCAAGUCAGUGGAUAAUGACUCUUCCACAAAUGAUCAAUUACCGCCGUGCAAUAGAGAAGCAUUGAAUCCUAAAGAUGUUUAUAACGUUUACGAUAUUGUCCCUGAAGAUGUGUUGCAAUCUGUGUAUGACAAGAUCGACGAAAUUAUAGAAAGCAACACCGAGGGUAAAUCGGAGUUUUAUGUUAAAACAAUGAAGCACAUACAGUCAGAAUCGAAGAAAAAUAAAAAAAUUGCUAUGUUGGAGUACAUACAGACUGUUGAAACUUGGUUCGAGGUGCCUUUCAGAGAUGUUAAAAAACGAGGUUUACAAAUUUAUCCACAUUCGGAACAGCUCAAUAAUUACAUUAUUGAAACUUAUAGUAUGGUUGGUGCAAAUGGAAGGCAACGACCAACAACUAUGAAGGACAAAGGUAUCAUACACUGUAUGAUAAUGGCUCUUAUGUUGUGGAAUUUCACUCUGGAUAUCGAACUUUUCAUUACACUGUUCAGCAAUUCCCGAGUCGGCCUUAAAAAAUUUACUGAUCUUGCAAGAAUAAUCGGCGCCAUGCCAUCUAAGGAGAACAAGAAACUUUUCUGUUUGAAAAUUCCAUUGCCAGCUCCUUUGAGCACAGUACGAAAGGGAAGAGGAAAAAAAUUGAGAUGAUUUCAGUGGACUUUUCAUAAUUUAUUCAAACCCAUUUUUACUACGAAAAUACAACUUUUUCUAAACACC